AUGUUGUUUAUGAUUGACCUGCAGUCCUCGGAUGCGCUUUAUGACGCGCACGACAGCAAUGCUAUCCUACUGCUGGCACUCUUUAUCGAUGAGUUGAAGAGCACGCCGUCUCGAUCCAUUGAAAGAGUACAAAGAAGCAAGAAGGCGAAGAAGCUGGCUGCUCUCAUCACAACGCCCUCAGCCUUGGGCUUUAGAAUCCCCGUGGAGGGCCUGGUCUCAACUUACAAUAUCUGGUUCUGGUUUCGGGGAGGCAGUUAUUUCCAGCACGAGAAUCCUUGCCCGACGUAUGCAUUCUUCUUUGCGAAGCUGUUAGCAAAUGGGCCCCUCUAG
Fonsecaea erecta is the source of this 330-nucleotide messenger RNA. RefSeq lists its product as hypothetical. The record is from RefSeq and is a predicted model, not a curated record. NCBI's taxonomy places the organism in Eukaryota, Fungi, Ascomycota, Eurotiomycetes, Chaetothyriales, Herpotrichiellaceae. The transcript has 2 exons. Bases 1 to 330 code for a protein of 109 amino acids.